This is a messenger RNA of Lineus longissimus, 1937 nucleotides long. Its product is annotated as serine beta-lactamase-like protein LACTB, mitochondrial. Gene Ontology annotation, biological process: regulation of lipid metabolic process; proteolysis. The coding region runs from base 74 to 1645 and encodes 523 amino acids. Lineage: Eukaryota; Metazoa; Nemertea; Pilidiophora; Heteronemertea; Lineidae. The transcript is spliced from 5 exons. Gene Ontology annotation, cellular component: mitochondrion. The record is from RefSeq and is a predicted model, not a curated record. Gene Ontology annotation, molecular function: peptidase activity.
UAUAACAUCAGCUGAUUCUGGAUUUGAUAAAAUAGCAAGAAAUUUAGAAUCGAAACAUACUUUAUGAAAUAAAAUGCACUGGAAUUUUAUAUCAUUACGAUCUGCAUCAAAGGUUCUAUUAUUGUCAAGAGUUCAGUGUGCCAAAAUCUUCCCAACAAGGGCCUAUUGUGAAAAUAAUGGAGGUCAAAAGUUCCGAUCCUGGAAGUGGAAUUCACUGGUGUACAUUUCUGCACCUCUUGUGCUGUGUGGUUGUGUUGGGGCUUUUGCCUGGCUGCGCAAAGAUACAGUGUUGGGACAGGGGGACCAGGUGAACGUCUCACGGAAGAGAAGAACACUUGAAAAUGCAAUACAAGAGAGUAGAGACAUUAUCCAAAGAGUAAAGGAUGAGGUUGGUGCCCCAGGAAUUGUGGUUGGUGUGUGUGUUGAUGGUGAGCAUGUCUGGAAAGAAGGAUCGGGCUAUUCUGAUGUUGAGAAUCGUGUCCACUGCAACUCGGAGACAGUCAUGAGGAUAGCCAGCAUCUCCAAGGUUAUCACCAUGACGAUAGUUGCCAAGCUGAUGGAGAACAAUCAACUUGAUAUUGAUAAACCGGUUCAAGAAUAUGUGAAGGAAUUUCCAGAGAAAACCUUUGAGGGGGAAAAGGUUACCAUAACAACGCGUCAUCUAUUGUCACACGUGAGCGGGAUCAGACACUAUGAGACGGCUGAAGAGAUUCAGAAGAAGAAGCAAGAAAAGGAACGAGAGAAGAAAGAAGGCAAGAAGUUGGUCAAGAACGAGAAUGAGUUAAAGAUGAAGGAGUAUAAUCUGAAGGAGAAAUAUGCGAGUGUGAAGGAUGCCUUGAUGAUCUUUAAAGAUGAUGAGUUGAUACAUAAGCCAGGCACUGAGUUCCUCUACUCAACCCACGCUUGGACGCUUGUUAGUGCUGUGUUAGAGGGCGCCACUAAGAAGGAAUUCCCGGACAUGCUGCGUAGUUUAUUCAAAGAGCUUGGCAUGACGAGGACGUAUCUAGAUGAAAACGAGCCGCUGAUUUAUGGAAGAUCAAGGUUUUAUGAAAGGAACAAUAAAGGUAAAAUAAUGAAUACACCAUACGUGGACAACUCUUACAAGUGGGCUGGAGGUGGAUUACUUUCAACUGUUGGAGACUUGUUAAAGUUUGGCAAUGUUAUUUUAUACAGUUACCAAUGGCAUCCAAACAACUUUUCUUCUGAGCUGUCUACCGGAAUUCAUAUGUCUAAUGAAUCAGAGGAGUUGGUUGUAAAUCAUGAAAAAGACAUAAUCAAAGCAAAAGGUCUUCCAGGAUAUUUAAGUCGGCAGACUAUAGUAAAGACUUGGGACGUGAAUGAGAAGGCCAAGUGCUCAUGGGAUAAGAAUGGUCACUUUGCUUUAGGCUGGGCUGUUGUUCCUGAGAAGAAGACGAAUGGUUGUUGUCAGGAGCAGCGUUUCUAUAUCUCACAUACAGGUGGAGCUGUUGGUGCUUCCAGUGCCUUGGUUAUCCUUCCACGUGAGGGUGAAGGCAGUCAUACAGUGCCCCCUAGUGGUGUGGUUGUUGGUAUAAUAACAAAUCUGAGUAGUGUUGGACUUGCUAAGGUUGCCAUGGAGAUAGCUGCUUUAUUUGAAGAUGUUCCCAUGCCGAUUCAAGGCAAGUAACUUCUUCCAUGCCAAUUUUCAUGUCGCACACCAAAAUAAGCGUGAACAACUUAUUUCUAGUCACCUUGUUUGUUAAGCACGCAGGCAUACAGGUUAAUGUCACUGCCUGACAAAAUCGUGCAUACCAUGACACCAAUAAAAAAGUGAGUCACAUUGCAGGGGGGGUUUAAUUUGACCACUCAUCACUCUGUGCCACUGUGUUAAUCAAUCAGCAAUCAGUCGACAAGCAUUGUUUUCUGCCAAGUUUUGUUUUGCUUGUCAAAAGUUGUAAUGUCCAAUGUGAAUGAUUUUG